This is a messenger RNA of Cynocephalus volans (Philippine flying lemur), 4591 nucleotides long. It is a transcript of the gene STIL, whose product is annotated as STIL centriolar assembly protein. Gene Ontology annotation, biological process: mitotic spindle organization; smoothened signaling pathway; centrosome duplication. Lineage: Eukaryota; Metazoa; Chordata; Mammalia; Dermoptera; Cynocephalidae. Bases 136 to 3957 code for a protein of 1273 amino acids. The record is from RefSeq and is a predicted model, not a curated record. Gene Ontology annotation, cellular component: centriole; centrosome. The transcript has 17 exons.
AGAAGUCUGAAACUUGAAAUAGUAUAAGAAAUACUGAACUGUAAAGAAAGGACUAUGAGGAUACUGAGGAUUCCAAACUGAAUAAAUCAUUCACCAAAUAUUGUGGAGCCUGUAUAUCCUCUUGCAAGUCCCCAGAUGAAUACCAGGUUUCCUUCAAGCAGGAUGGUACCUUUCUACUUUCCUCCAUCAAAAUGUGCACUUUGGAACCCAAUGCCAAUUGGAGAUUUCAUCUAUUUACAUCUCAAUUACUACAGAAAUCCAAGGCUUGUGGUAACUGAAAAGUCUGUCCGACUUGCUUAUCGUCAUGCUAAGCAGAAUAAAAAAGAAUUGCCAUGCUUUUUACUUGGUUUUCUCACAGUGGAUGAAGAUGAAGAAGGUGUAACAUUGACAGUAGAUCGCUUUGAUCCUGGUCGAGAAGUACCAGAAUGCUUAGAAAGAACCCCUACUGCGUCUCUUCCUGGGGACUUUUUGAUUCCAUGUGAAGUUCAUACCCAAGGAUUUUGUUCAAGAGAAAUGAUAGUUCACAAUACAGAUGACCUGAGUUCAACUUUUAAGGCUCUACAGCACCAUGUAUGUAGUAAAGAUUCCUUGGACUGUGGUAAGCUGCUUUCCCUAAGAGCUCAUAUCACCUCCAAGGAGAGUUUGGACAGUGUGGAGUUUGACUUGCACUGGGCAGCAGUAACUCUAGCAAAUAACUUUAAAUGCACACCUGUGAAGCCCAUCCCCAUUAUUCCAACAGCUCUGGCAAGAAACUUAAGCAGUAAUGUAAAUAUUUCUCAAGUUCAAGGGACCUAUAAAUAUGGAUAUCUUACCAUGGAUGAAACACGCAAAUUGUUACUUUUGCUGGAAUCAGAUCCCAAGGCUUAUUCUCUACCAUUAGUGGGAAUUUGGCUGUCUGGAAUUAUACAUAUCUAUAGUCCUCAGGUAUGGGCUUGUUGCUUGCGAUACAUAUUCAGUUCUUCUAUUCAAGAAAGGGUUUUUUCAGAAUCUGGAAAUUUUAUCAUAGUUCUCUAUUCUGUGACACAUAAGGAGCCUGAGUUUUAUCAAUGCCUCCCUUGUGAAAGCAAUGUAUCUGACCUUCGAUUUCAGCUACUAACCAGCAAGGAAACUUUACAUCUUUUCAAAAAUGUUGAACCUUCUGACAAAAAUCUAAUCCAUUUUGAACUCAGUGCUGAAAACCAAAAUGCAGAAACAGAGUUUUUCAACAAGAUUUCUCAGAAUCUUUCAAUUAAGAGGUCUUCCCAAAAGUUAUCUCCUGGGAAAAUGCCAGUAAAUGAUCAUGACUCUGGUGUUGAAGAUGAAGAUUUUUGUCCAAGACCAAUUCCUAGUCCUCAUCCAGUGAGCCAGAAGAUUUCUAAGAUCCAACCAUCUGUUCCUGAACUUUCACUUGUAUUGGAUGGCAAUUUCAUAGAAUCAUACCCUCUGCCUAAGUCAUUGGAGAUAGUGAAUAAGGAAAAUCCUCCUUUGUUGAUAAACCACUCUGAACACUUGAAGCCAUUGCAACCCCAGCUUUGUGAUGAGAAACACAGCCCAGAAGCUGAAGCUGGAGAGCCAUCCUUGAGUGGAUUAUCAGAUCAGUUAAACCAGGGCACUGUUUCUUUGAGACAUUGCAAAGUAAGACAAUCAUCCACCUGUGUGAAAGGGAACCCCUGUAUCAGGAACAAUGUUAAACCGUCUUUUCUUAACGGGCCUGAUACAUCUGAAAAGCUUCAAGCAGUUUCUGCUGGAAAUGUACAAAUAGAAGAGUAUCCUGUAAGACCCUCCACAUUUAAUUCUAGGCAGUCUUCUCUUGUCCCACAGUCCCAUCCACACAGUUUUAUUUUUUCAACCCAUAAUUCAGGAAAACCAAUGGAACUUCAGAUAUCUACUCCCCCACCAUCAUCUUACUAUUCCACAAAUGUCUGCAGUUGUUGUCAGCAUCAUGGCCAUAUUCGAUACAAUCCAGUAAAUUCUUGGCAAGGAAUAAAUACAGUAGGAUCCAUUCAAGAGCUCCAGUCCAAAGCCUUUCAGAAGCAUUCAUUAUUUCACCCAAGUGGUUGUCCAUCUCUGUGCCCUAAUGCAUUCUAUUCUUCAAGUAGUCCUAUAGCCUUGAGACUUCAAGGAGGCCCAGGUGGUUCUCCCCACAGCAAUGUAGAACCAUCGCCUGUGGCAAGACUGCCUUCACAUAUGGACUCGUGUAACCCACAUCUUUGUGCAGUGUGCAUGCAAACACCCAAGACUGGGUCAGAUAAUGGAAUGAUGGGACUAUCUCCAGAUGCAUAUCGGUUUCUCACAGAACAAGACAGACAGCUGAGACUACUUCAGGCGCAGAUUCAGCGUUUGUUGGAAGCACAGUCUCAGAACCCUUGUUCCCCUCAGACGACUGCUGUUGAUGACACAGUGCAAGCUGCAAGACAGAUGGAGUUGGUUUCCAUGGAAGCACAGUCUUGCCCUGGCUUGAACAUGAGAAAAAGUGUAAGCAUUGCUGUGAGCACAGGUGCUAGCUUGUUUUGGAAUGCAGCAGGUGCUGAUCAAGAGCCUGACUCUCAGCUGAAGCAGGAUGAUACCAAGAUUUCCAGUGAGGACAUGAAUUUUUCUGUUGAUAUUAAUAAUGAAGUCACAAGUCCUCCAGAGAGUGCAUCUUUGUUAAAAGCAGUUGAUAUUCCCAGUUUUGAAGAGAGCAACAUUGCUGUGGAAGAAGAAUUUAAUCAGCCAGUUUCUAUAUCCAACAGCAAUUCUCCAGUUGUGAAAAAAGAACCUGAUGUGCCUGUGUUCUUUCCAAAUGCCCUGCUGGCAGAGAGUGUAAGCAUGUGCUUACAGACUGGGCCAACAGAGGGUGCUAGUAACAACUCUGAAAUGUCGGGGGAACCAAAAAUUGAGCAAAUAAUGCAACCCUUGCCUCCUCAACCAUCAGAUGACCAGAAAAUUUACCAGGAUUUAUUGGGUCAGGUGAACCACCUAUUAAAUAACUCCUCCAAAGAAACUGAACAGCCAUCCACCAAAGCAGUGAUUAUCAGCCAUGAAUGUACCAGAACCCAAAAUGUUUACCAUACAAAGAAAAAAAAACAAGAUUCAGGACUGGUGGACAAAGACUGUGUUCUUAAUGCAACUCUUAAGCAACUAAGAAGCCUUGGAGUAAAAAUUGAUUCUCCCACUACAGUAAAUGCACAUAAAGUGGAUCAUGCCAGUGUGUUGGCGUGCAUCAGUCCAGAAGCAGUGAUCUCUGGAUUAAACUACAUGUCAUUUGCUAAUGUUGGCAUGAGUGGUUUAAGCCCCAGUGGUGUGGAUUUGAGCAUGGAGGCAAAUGCUAUUGCUCUGAAAUAUUUAAAUGAAAAUCAGCUGUCACAACUCUCUCUUACCCGAUCAAACCAAAAUAACUGUGAGUCAUCUUUUAGCCUUCUACAUGUCAAUACAGACAGAAGCACAGGGGGACUUAGUUUAAUUUCACCAAACAACAUGUCAUUUGCAACCAAAAAAUAUAUGAAGAGAUAUGGACUCAUACAAAGCAGUGACAAUAGUGAAGAUGAAGAGGAGCCUCCCAAUAAUGCAGAUAGCAAGAGUGAACAUUUAUUGAAUCAAAAUCUUACAUCCCUAUCUGAACAACUUGGUCAUCAGAAAGAGCCUUCUAGGAAUGCCAGUGAAAUAAUUCAUUGUUAUAACUGUGAAUCUGUGAGCACCCACACAGAUAUGCCAGUAUUGAGAAAUAUUACAAAUGAAGUUAUGCAGCCAAAAGCAACACAGCAGAGGAAUGAAAGUCCUGCUUUCUUAUUAAAGAACUUUAAGCCAAGUCCUGCAGUGAACCUCCGAACUGGAAAAGCAGAGUUUACUCAACAUCCUGAGAAAGAAAAUGAAAGGGACAUUCCAAUUUUUCCUGAAAGUUUGCAACCUUCUGAAAAUUUAAAGCAAAUGAAUAGCAUGAAUUCAGUAGGCACCUUCUUAGAUGUAAAGCGUCUCAGACAGUUGCCAAAAUUAUUUUAAACCUUUAACUCCCUGCUCCUCUGAUAUGGGGACAGGGUGUCUCCGGAAGAUACUUAGGGAAGCCAGAGCCUUUUGGUAGUUGUGGGAUUCCUAAUCCUUCUAGGAGUCUGUUUCUUGGUAGCAGCUGAUUGCAACGAGCUAAACAAGUGGCUUGAUUGUCUGUGAGAUGGCUGGCGAAUGUGAAGGUUAAGUUCUUGUUCAGAUGGAGCUGUUCAGCAUCCAUGAAACCUUUAAGAAAAACAAGUAAACCCUGAGAUCAUUUAUUUCAACAAAUUUAGGUAAACAGACAUUGUCCAACUCAAUCUGAACUGCUCUUUUAUACUAUGUAUUUUAAGACAUAAAUCCAUUUUUUUAGCAUGUGCAUCUCUGCAUCUACCCAGUAUCACUAAAAAAACAAAGUUAUCAUGACCUGGCUAAAUUAGCAAAUCAACCCUUCUUGAGUUUAAUGGGAAAAUUAUUCUUAAAAAUAACUUAAAAUCUUAUAUACAAGGAGUGUAUUUCCUCUUAAUUAAGAUGCAUAUUUGUUGAACUCUGGAAAUAAAACUUUUGCAGUCUGGUGGGUUGAUGUUAAUAGCUUUAAUGUAUAGCACUAACUAUCACAGAAUAAGAAAAUUAUUGGGUCUGAGUGCGUUUU